Messenger RNA from Rhagoletis pomonella (apple maggot), 1158 nucleotides. Its product is annotated as scoloptoxin SSD20-like. The annotation marks the transcript as partial. Lineage: Eukaryota; Metazoa; Arthropoda; Insecta; Diptera; Tephritidae. Gene Ontology annotation, biological process: glutathione catabolic process. The transcript is spliced from 2 exons. Gene Ontology annotation, molecular function: glutathione gamma-glutamate hydrolase. Gene Ontology annotation, cellular component: plasma membrane. The record is from RefSeq and is a predicted model, not a curated record.
UUUGGCAUUGUAAAAAGCAAAAAUAUUUGUUUCUUUGACAGUUUUGGUGCCAAAGUUCGGUCUCGGCAAACUGGUAUUAUCCUAAACGAUGAAAUGGAUGACUUCUCGACUCCAGGACUCGUCAAUGGCUUCGGCAUACCUGCUUCGCCCGCUAAUUAUAUACAGCCUGGAAAGAGACCCAUGUCGUCCAUGUGUCCGACAAUAAUACUCGAUCACGAUGGCAAUGUACAAAUGCUGGUUGGUGCGGCUGGCGGUAGCAAGAUCACUACUUCGGUUGCAACGUCAAUAAUCAAAUACCUGAUUUUCAAAGACUCUCUAAGUGAGUCCGUUAACGGAGGCAGACUACACCAUCAAUUGGCUCCAAUGCAAGUAGACUUUGAAACCGAAGUAGACGCGCCAAUCAAAGAGUAUCUGAGCACAGUGGGUCACGUAUUAAAUGAGUUGGCGUCUGGAUCCGGAUUUGCAGCUGUUACUGCUAUCGGAGUACGUGACGGUACCCCAGAACCAUUUUUUGAUCGACGGCGGGUUGGAAGCACUUCUACGGUAACUCUUCGAAAUAAAAUGCAGCAUUAAGCGCCUAUAUAAGAGUAUUACACCCGUCACAAGACUAUGUGUUUGUUCUGUGAUAAUUAUUACAAACACAUUACGGGCCGGUUACUCAAUGUCUGGAUAACACUAACUACAGGUUAAACAUCGUUAUCGACGUUACCGACUCCCUGUUGUAUGCAUGGAGUCGAAGACGUCGAUAACGAUGUUUAACCGCAGAUUAAUGUUAACCAGACAUUGAGUAACCGACCCUAAGUUUGCUAAGCCGUGAAUGCUCUCAUAAUUUACAUAUUUAACGGCACAACGAUGAAUUUGAGUGUACAAAUAAUAAAUCUGUAAUAAAUAUACUAAGUGCAUAGUUAUUCUAGUGUGGUGCGAAUCAUCAGUGAAUGAUGCCUGAAUUUCUUUUUUUUUUUUUUAAUAUUUGUAAGGCAAAAACAGGUACUUAAAUAUUAUUAUUAUUAUUAAACUAUAGAAUGUAAUUUGAAUUACAAGCUAAGAAACUUAAGAGCUAUGGCUGCCGUGGCUUUAAGCUAAGUUCUGAAUUAUGGCUUAUAAAUUAUACUACCAGCUAAAUUAAAAAAUAUAUAUUUGCCAUUUUUACCAAAUUAA